AUGGUGCAGUACCUCUCACGAUUUAUACCAGACUAUGCUCAUAUCACAGCCCCACUUCGUGAACUGACAAGACAAGACACCAAGUGGGAAUGGACUGAAGAACACGACAAAGCCCUGAACGACUUGAAGGAAGCCCUUACAGGAGCCAAGGUCAUGUCAUACUACAAUCCAGAUAUUGAUGUUGAAGUAGCCGUAGACACCAGCCCCAAAGGAUUAGGAGCAAUGUUAACACAGCGAGGAAAAGUCAUCAGUUAUGGUAGCAAAAUCCUCACCGAUGUAGAGACGAGAUACUCACAGACAGAACAGUAUCGCCCUGGUAAAGACGACAAAAACCCAGCCGAUUUUAUGAGCCGACACCCUGUAGCCAGCUCAGAUGAUCCAGACCACACCGAUGAUUAUUUGUACAUCAACUACCUGUGUACAAAUGCUAUCCCGAAGGCGAUGACAUUUGAUGAAGUUCAAGCCUGUACCAAUGCUGAUCCUGUACUGCAGAAAGUGAAGAAAUCCAUCGAAACUGGUAAUUGGCCGAAACGUGAUGACACCAUGAGACCUUUCUACCUCCAGAGAGAUCAAUUUGCUGUCCAUAAUGGUGCCAUGAUGACAUGUUCCCGCCUAGUGAUUCCGAAGACACUCCAGAAGAGAGCAGUUGAGUUGGCACACGUUGGUCACCAAGGUAUAGUAAAGACGAAGAGCCUCUUACGUGAGAAGAUAUGGUUUCCUGGUAUUGACGCCCUGGUCGAAGAAGAAGUCCGACAAUGUUUACCCUGUCAAGCCGCCAGCAGCCGUGGAGCUGAAAAACCGGAGCCGCUGAAGAUGACGCCACUCCCGAAGUCAGCAUGGAAAGAAACGUCCAUCGAUUUCUUUGGCCCACUACCCGUGCCGACAGCUGAUUACUUGAUGGUACUCAUUGAUGAUUACAGCCGGUUUCCCGAAAUUGAGAUUAUAGCGUCUACUGCAGCUAAGACCGUCAUACCCAAACGUGACGCAAGGGCCCAACGCGCCGCGUAG
Lineus longissimus is the source of this 1008-nucleotide messenger RNA. RefSeq lists its product as uncharacterized. Lineage: Eukaryota; Metazoa; Nemertea; Pilidiophora; Heteronemertea; Lineidae. The record is from RefSeq and is a predicted model, not a curated record. The transcript has 2 exons. Gene Ontology annotation, molecular function: nucleic acid binding. Bases 1 to 1008 code for a protein of 335 amino acids.